Messenger RNA from Pseudoliparis swirei, 2668 nucleotides. RefSeq names its product zinc finger and BTB domain containing 24 (gene zbtb24). Gene Ontology annotation, molecular function: DNA-binding transcription factor activity, RNA polymerase II-specific; protein binding; RNA polymerase II cis-regulatory region sequence-specific DNA binding. The coding region runs from base 41 to 1999 and encodes 652 amino acids. The transcript has 7 exons. Gene Ontology annotation, cellular component: nucleus. Gene Ontology annotation, biological process: regulation of transcription by RNA polymerase II. NCBI's taxonomy places the organism in Eukaryota, Metazoa, Chordata, Actinopteri, Perciformes, Liparidae. The record is from RefSeq and is a predicted model, not a curated record.
CCGGCCGAAGUGGAAGGAACGGACGCGUUCGACAGAGAAGAUGACCUCAUCGCCCAUGGCCCUCCACUCAGAGGCGCACAAGCAGAGCAUCCUGAGCAAAUUUGACGCGCUUCGGAAACGGGAGCUGCUGUGCGACAUCACUCUCGUGGUGGAAGACGUGCACUACAAGGCGCACAAAGCCCUGCUGGCGGCGAGCAGCGACUACUUCUCCCUCAUGUUCACGGCAGAAGAUCGGAUCGGCCCGUCGACCUACCGGCUGGACGGCAUGGCGGCCCAGAUGUUUGCGGCGGUGCUGGAUUUCAUCUACAGCGCCCAGGUGUCCGUGGAGGAGAGCGCCACGGAGCAGCUCCUGGCCACGGCUCGCCUCAUGGAGGUCAACGACCUCGUCCGGGUGCUCGCCACGCUCUCGCCCUCCAGACGCGGGGAGGCGGAGCCGCAUCCGUCGAAGUGCAAACGAGGACGGCCGAAGAAAAACGUGGCCGCGACGGCGUUGGAGGGGGGAAGCGCGACCUGCGAGAGCUCGGAGGAGAGGCUGGCUGGACGCGUGGACCGCGAUGAUGAUGAUGGAGAUGAUGAUGGAGAUGGAGGAGUUUCAGAGUCGCCGGCUAAAAACGAUGCAAAUUGCACCUCGGGGAGCAACCAGAGCCGGAAGAGCAAACGCAAAGUCAGGCCGCCGGUGAAAUACAAGAGCUACAAGGUGGGCAUCGACACGUUGGGGGGGGAGGAGCCCGGGAAGAGGGGCAGGAAGAGGAAGUACCCCGACACCGAGCCCCGGUGCGAGGACUGUGGCAAAGUGUUCAAAAACCACCUGUUUCUAAAGAUCCACCAGAGGACUCACACAGGUGAGAAGCCUUUCCGGUGCCAGGUGUGUGCGAAGGCUUUUACCCAGAAGCACACGCUGCUGGUCCACCAGCGCAUGCACACGGGGGAGAAGCCGUUCGUCUGCAGCGUCUGCAGCAAAGCGCUGUCCACCAAACACGCCCUGCAGGAGCACAUGGACCUCCACCAAGGGGGGAAAUCCUUCAGCUGUGACAAAUGUGGGAAGACCUUCACUCAGAAGAGGCAACUUAAAAGCCACUACCGAGUUCAUACGGGCAAGUCUCUGCCAGAAUGUGCUCAGUGUCGUCACAAGUUCAUGGACACGGCUCAGCUGAAGAAGCACCUGAGAACUCACACAGGUGAGAAGCCUUUCACCUGUGAGAUCUGUGGGAAGUGUUUCACGGCCAAGAGCACCCUGCAGACUCACAUCCGGAUUCACAGAGGGGAGAAACCGUACGACUGCUCCGUCUGCAACAAAUCCUUCUCGGACCCGAGCGCCCGGCGCCGACACGUCGCCUCUCACUCGGGGAGGAAGCCCUUCACCUGCUCCUUCUGCAGCCUCUCGUUCACGCGCCUCGACAACCUGAAGACGCACACCAAAUCGCACAACAAGGAAAGGGCGGGCGACGCCUCGGAGGAGGAGGAGGCGCGCGGCGUCCUGCAGCCGUACCAGCUGCCCUCCGGCGGCGGGCAGGAGAUCCAGCUGGUGGUGACGGGCGACGUGGACGACAUGGACUUUGUGCCGGUUCAGAACCAGGAGAUCGGCAUCGUCGCCACGGACUCCGCCCACUCCAGACUCGCCCUCCUGGCCCAGUCGGCGCACCAGAAUGCGGCGCUGGUCGCUCGGGGCGCCGCGGCGGACCGGAGCCCCCCGAUGCAGGCUCUCGGUAUGCUGGAGGGUCACGUGACCCAGCAGCAGCCGGAGCACAUGCACGUCAUCACCCUGAGCAAGGAGGCGAUGGAGCACCUGCAGGCCCACCACGGCCCCCCGAGGCCCGUCCAGCAGCUGCAGGUGGUGCACGGGCCCGUCCAGCACCUGGCCGUGACUCAGGGGCCGGUGAGCCGGGGGCCACACGGCCAGACCAGCGAGCUGAUCUCCAGCCACCACAUCCAGGGGCAGACGUUCCAGAUCCAGGCCGGGAGCGUGUCCUACCUGUACAGCACCGGGCAGGAGAGCUGAGCAACACGGUCAUCAUCCGUCUGCACAUUCGAUUUACAAUGACAACUUAGAUUUUUUUUCUUUUCUUCGACCGCUUGCUUUUUAAAUUAUUUUGAACAAGUUACAAAAAUAUAAUAUAAAAUUGGCUAAUAUUCCUUUUUUACAUACUCUAGUUUGGAUGAGGAGGUCUUGAUUCUACCAAGCAGAACAUUUUACGUCUGAAAUAAACUUAAAUCAAUCUGCAAAAUAUCCACUUUUUGAGAGAAGUUGGAGACGUUUGUCAUUACAAAAGUUUACGCCCAACUCUCAAUUCUUAGAUGGAUUUUAAGUCUUUGAAAGACACAAAACCGAAAUCCAUUACAGUUCACAUUUGAACUCUAAUGGUUUUACUAUCAUGCUGGUUUCAGGCUUUAUGGCUGUUCACACUUUACUGGACAGGAAUUUAAACUGUUUAGUAUAUUAAUUAAUCUGAAGACCUGUAAUAUGUUAGUUUAAGAAACGGUCCGCAGUAAAGCAAAAUAUACGCUUGAGAAAAAGAAAAACAUUCUUGUUUCAUUGGGACAUUUUAUUUUCUAUUGAUAUAAAUGAUUGUAUUAUUUCAUGUGAGAAAUGGAUGAAAGCAGCGUAAUGGUGUCAUAAGGGAAGACACGUGUUCAGUUUCUGACUGGUGGAAGACAUUCUUAAAUGAAA